This is a messenger RNA of Thlaspi arvense, 2387 nucleotides long. Lineage: Eukaryota; Viridiplantae; Streptophyta; Magnoliopsida; Brassicales; Brassicaceae. The record is from the annotation of a GenBank genome assembly.
CCACCGUUGUUACUUUUCCUCUCACUUACUUAUGUCACCCCUCAACUUUCGCUAUCUAAUUGCAUUUUUAUUUAUAACAAGAGUUUUGAGCUGUCUUCAGUCUCUUGUCUGUAUCACUAUUCUUUUAGGGAAGCCCUGAAAAUGGCGUCAAGAACAUCAAUAUCUCUGCUUCAUCUUCUUCUUCUUGGAGCUUUGGCUCUGUUGAGCAGUUUGGUGAUAGUGAAAGGAGAAAGCCCUUACAAGUUCUACACUUGGACUGUGACUUAUGGCAUUAUCUCUCCUCUUGGUGUUCCUCAACAGGUUAUUCUGAUCAAUGGUCAGUUUCCUGGUCCAAAGCUUGAUGUUGUGACUAAUGACAACAUCAUCCUCAACCUCAUCAACAAACUUGACCAACCUUUCCUCUUGACCUGGAAUGGAAUCAAGCAGAGGAAGAACUCAUGGCAAGAUGGUGUAUUGGGAACAAACUGUCCAAUCCAACCAAACUCAAACUUCACUUACAAGUUCCAAACCAAAGAUCAGAUCGGAACUUACAACUACUUUCCUUCCACCGCGUUUCACAAAGCCGCCGGUGGAUUCGGAGCCAUCAAUGUCUACGCAAGACCUGGAAUCCCGAUACCUUACCCUCUCCCCGUUGCAGAUUUCACUUUACUCAUUGGUGAUUGGUUUAAAACCAACCACAAAACGCUUCAGCAGCGUCUGGAUUCCGGUGGGACUCUUCCGUUUCCCGACGGACUUCUUAUUAAUGGACAAACCCAAACAACAAUUACAGGCGACCAAGGGAAGAGUUACAUGUUGAGAAUCUCCAAUGUUGGGUUAGCGAGCUCUUUCAAUUUCAGAAUCCAAGGACACACAAUGAGAGUAGUUGAAGUUGAAGGCUCUCACGUCAUUCAAAAUGAUUACGAGUCUCUUGAUGUUCAUGUUGGGCAGUCUUUAUCACUUCUCGUGACCUUAAACCAGACUGCUAAAGAUUACUACUUCGUUGCAAGCUCCCGGUUCCUAAAAUCCAAGCUCUCUGUUACGGGUCUGUUGCGUUAUUCCAACUCCCGCGUCCCAGCUUCUGGUGCUCUUCCCGCUCCUCCCCCUGGAGAGUUGGUUUGGUCCAUGAGACAAGCCAGAACAUUCAAGUGGAACUUAACAGCAAAUGCAGCUAGACCAAACCCUCAAGGAUCAUUCCACUACGGGAAAAUCAACACGACCAGGUCGUUCGUUUUCUCAAAUUCAGCACCUUUGAUCAACGGGAAGCAACGGUAUGCAGUAAACGGCGUCUCGUAUGUGAACUCAGAGACGCCUCUCAAGCUCGCUGACCACUUCGGCAUCGGCGGAGUUUUCAGCACGAAUGCCAUUCAGAGCGCCCCAUCUAGCUCUCCCGCAACUGUUGCAACAUCCGUUGUUCAGACCUCUCUCCAUGAUUUCCUCGAAAUCGUGUUUCAAAACAGUGAGGAGUCAAUGCAGUCUUGGCAUCUUGACGGUUAUGACUUCUGGGUGGUUGGAUUUGGCUCUGGACAAUGGACACCCGCAAAAAGACCACUUUACAAUCUUGCUGAUGCUCUUACCAGACACACGACUCAGGUGUACCCGAACUCGUGGACAGCAAUAUUGGUGUCGUUGGACAAUCAAGGGAUGUGGAAUAUGAGAUCGGCGAUAUGGGAAAGACAAUAUUCGGGGCAGCAGUUUUAUCUAAAAGUAUGGAAUCCAGAGCAGAGCCUUGCGAAUGAAUACAAUCCUCCUGAUAAUCUUCUUCUAUGUGGCAAAGCUAUCGGAAGACACCUUUAGAGAGUUCCUCUGUUCUUUAUUUGUUUGAGGUUUUGGGGGUUUCUUCUUUAUGGUCAUGAGAGUAUGGCUGUUACAUUUGAGGAGAGAAAAGUUUACGUCUUUGGUAGCCUACAUAAGCUUUUGCAGAGGUUUAAAAUAAUCUUUUGUACAAUUCUAUUCAAGUUGUUCUUUCUAAAUCAAAAUAUCUUUAUUUCUAUAAUCGCAAAGGUUAUUCUACAUAAUUUGUGUGUGUGUUGCAUUGCAAAGGAGUUUGAAAUAAGCAAUCCAAAUUUCCAACGAGGUCAUUCGCAAAAAUAUUAUUUAUUGUUCCGUUGAUAGAUCAUAAGCCGCCUAAGAGAAAAUACCCAAAAUACGGAGCUCUGAAAGUUGACUACUCCAGUUUCUUCCAAGUUUCUAGGAUCAUAAUUUUUGGGCGUGUGUGUGUGUUGCGUUGCAAAGAUAUGCGGCAUAUGCCUAUCGUUUUAUGAAGUCAAAAGCAAACAGCCAUCUUGGUUCACCAAUAACAUUGAACGGAUGUACUGGGAACAAUGGCACAUCAAUCUGAAUGUGCUUCUUCAGCCCACUAAAGCCCCUAUCGGAAAGUCCCACCACUCUAAACUGGUUAUGGAUCCUGU